AUGGCAUCGGGCGGCUUUUACCGGAUCUGUUGGUGUGGCCACUGGGAUGGCUCCAGCUCAAGCAACAUCUCAUAUUGUGAAGACGGAACAGAUUUCAGGGUAGAUGUUGGCACUCUGAUGCUGGUGGGCCCCACGCCACUGAAUCAAGCAUGGACUUGCAUCAGUGGCACGACAUGCCUGCUGAAUGAUAUCAGUGGCAAUCAUUUGUCCAUCUACGACCACUACCUGGUCCUGCACACUUGUGGAGUCCAGGAUGUUGCGAGCAGAUUUCCUGAGGAGGGCAGCCUCUUCCAGGUUUCAGGACAAUGUGGUUGCACGUCGCCCCUCUGUAGCUCCUACCCACCGGGCACAAACCAAUCUCUUUGCGCAGCCUGUGGCGACUUCUGCCCCAUGGAUGAGAAAACAGAUCCAGGCAUAUGUGGUUGCGGCACGCCAGAGGUGGACUCAGAUGGCGAUGGCACACCCGACUGUGUAGACCAGUGUCCCCUGAACCCAGGCAAAACGGCACCCGGCAUUUGUGGUUGUGGGAGCCUUGAUUCGGAUAGCGAUCUUGAUGGCAUCCCGGAUUGCAAUGACCAAUGUUCCGGACCAGAUUUCACAGGUGGCUCCUGCUGCGUUGUAGUUGACUCUGAUGCGGAUGGGCUGCCUGACUGCCUGGACCAGUGUCCGCACGAUGCCAGCAAAGUGCUUGCUGGAGUUUGCGGCUGCCAUGUUUCAGACGUUGACAGCGACAUGGACGGCGUGCUGGACUGCCUGGAUUUGUGCCCGCAUGAUCCUGCCAAAACUUUCCCCGGAAGCUGUGGAUGCGGAAUUUCCGAAGCUGAUGCGGAUGGUGACUCCGUGCCGGACUGCAUCGAUGUUUGCCCGAACAGUGGCGACUUCACCUUUCAAGGUGUCCAGGCAAGUUUCGGACACGUGUCUGUGACUGCAGCUGCGGGUACCUACCGCCUUUGUUGGUGUCAUUCGGGAGCAAGCUGUGGAUCUCGAGCGGAUUUCAUUGUAGAUGUUGGAUCCUUGCAGCUAUUGGGAAUCCAAGACAUACGCAGCAGCCGAACAUGCGUAAGUGGGCAACCCUGCUUUAUUCGCCGCUUGAUGGACAGCAGUGAAUCUGGAAUAAGUCUUCACCCUAUGAUUGCAAAUUUCUCUGCAACCCCAAUGUUGGUAUUGGACACGUGUGGGGUGCUGCCUGUCGCUGGCAACCAAUCCCUGGAAGACGGCUCUGAUUUCAUAUCGCCGCAAGUUGCACUAAACGCGCAGCGAACAUCAGGGUGGCUGGCUGGACAGUUAACCUCAGCUGGUGGGCUCUACCGGCUUUGCUGGUGCUCAAAUGCCGGCAGAUGCAGCCUUGUGCCAGACUUUCACACUGAUGUUGGUGAACUCAUGCUACUUGGGCCUUUCCCGCUCUCCCAGCAAGUCACAUGCAUAGCUGGCUUGACCUGUCGAAUUGACGGCAUACAGGGGCUGGGCAUCCCGCAGGCGGAUCUGGUUCGAGUUCUCGACACCUGUGGUCAUGCCAGCGGACAAGCCUUGACAGUUCCAACUUUCAAUGCAAGUCUGGGGAUGGCUGUGGAUGCUGUAAGUACGGUUGCAACGCAGACCUUCGCAGGCGGAUCCUACCGUCUUUGUUGGUGCGCGGCCGGUUUUCAAUGCAGCCUACACCAUGAUUACCGGGUUGACUUCGGUGUGUUUUCUCACGUUGGUCCAUCUCCCUUGGCAUCGCAGGAUCGGACAUGUGUGACGGGACAGGCUUGCAUCAUCGAGCGCAUUGAAGGUCACCUGCUAUCGACCGAUGAUGCGUAUUGGAUCCUGGAAACUUGUGGCACUCAAGCCCCCUCCAGAUUGGUUGGGCAAGGGCAAGCAAUCCCGCAGAACGAUUCCAUGUCAAUAAGCUGGGGAGAUGCUGCACACACUGCGGUUGGUGGCCAAUAUCGCCUUUGCUGGUGUUCAGCAUUUGCCAAAUGCGACGUGGCUCAGAAUUUUGUGGUUGACGUGGGUGGUCUGUUGUUGAUCGGCCCCAUUCCACAAGACAGGACUUGCAUCAGUGGCCAGACUUGCUUCAUGAAAGCUUUACCAGGAUACCAUUUGCAGGCAGACGACCGUCUGCUGGUGCUGGAUACCUGUGGAAGGCCUUCUCCAGUCGUGGGCUUUCCCCUGCUGCAAUCCCAAGUCUUCCCAAACUCAUCAACCGUUUCAGGCUUCGUAGCUGGCAGUGUGCUUGGGUUUGUCACGUCCGCUGGAGGAAGCUACCAGCUGUGCUGGUGUGCGGCAUCUGCUUUCCACUGCAGUUUGGCAGAAUCUUUUCAAGUCAACGCCGGGUCACUCACAUUGAUUGGGCCCAGCACAGACGCGAAUCGUGCUGUAAGCAGGCUGCGAAUUUGCAUUGCCGGAAGCAUUUGUACUGUUCAAAGCCUUCCUGGACAAGAUCUGCAGGAGGACGAUCAGCUCAUGCUCUUGGAGACAUGCGGCUUGCAAGGUCCCAGCCAGGGCCAGAUGCCUAUGCCCAGUUUGCAGGCCAAUGGCACCGGCCUAGCGUUACUGUCCAACAAUGUUACCGUUUGGUCCGCGGCAGGUGGAACGUAUCGACUUUGCUGGUGUGCUUCCGGUCAUAGCUGCAAGAGCGCAUCAGAUUUCAGGGUGGAUGUUGGUCAGCUUGAUGUCGUCGGGCCCUCAAGCGUGACCUCCCCUUUCCGCUGGAAACCGGGAUAUUGCCAGAGUGCAAACGCUUCUGUACUUGCCUUCUCCUAUGUUGAAAGCAUGGAGGCGUGUUGGCUACGUUGCAGCUCUAGCAGCUCAAACGCAAGUGGACUCUCUUGUGGCGCUGCAGAGUAUACUCCCGAGUCUGGAUUCUGCAGGCUGUGGGAUGGCUGCAGUAUUGUUUCAAGCCAGGCCUCCCAGACCUUAGUUCUUUCAGCGCAGGAGAAGUGGAAGGCUGGUCAGGACAGGACCUGUGUGACUGGACACCCAUGCACGGUAGACGACGUUCUGGGGCACCUGCUUACAGAGGGUGACGCCUAUGCCGUGUUGGAGAGCUGUGGUAGCACCCUUGCCUGGAGCUACACAGCGCAGAGUGUUUCUGGGCGUGGUGGCUACGCGAAUCCAUGUCACUGUGCAGAGUCUAUGAAUGACACAGAUGGCGAUGGUGCCAUCGACUGUAUUGACGAGUGCCCACUGGAUCCAGGUAAAAUAGAGGUUGGAAUAUGCGGUUGCGGACAAGCGGACGCGGACAGCGAUGCAGACGGUGUCCCAGACUGCCAGGACAGAUGUGAUCUCCAAGCCGAGAAGACAUUACCAGGUAUUUGUGGCUGCUCAGUACUGGAUACCGACACCGAUGCAGACGGGGUUCCUGACUGCAACGAUCGAUGUCCCAGCUUGCCUGACAACUCUGCAGGGACGGCUGGCUGUCCUGCUGCAGCUGCAGACUUGGAUGGUGAUGGUGUGCCAGAUUUCCUGGAUGAGUGCCCUGGAGAUUCUACCAAGACUUCAGCAGGCGCAUGUGGGUGUGGAGAGAGUGAUGCAGAUACCGACAACGACGGCCUGCCAGACUGCAUUGAUCUAUGUCCCAAUGAUGCCUUCAAAAUUGUUCCAGGAGCGUGUGGUUGUGGGAUUCCAGACCUGGACCGCGAUGGGGACGGCACGCCUGACUGCCACGACAAGUGUCCAUCAUUUGAUGCAGUUUUUGGUGCCGUUUCUGUAGAGUUUGGCAUGCUGCCAGCUGGGCAGUAUCGUCUCUGCUGGUGUUCACGUUCAAUCAAGUCCUGUGCGGCCUCUCAGGAAUUCAACGUGGAUCUUGGGGGUCUCAGCAUAUUUGGGCCACAGAUUCAAGAUCGAACCUGUAUCAGUGGCCAGCCUUGCCGAUUUGGCGACUUGGCAGGUGACAGCCUUGAUGAUGCUGACCGUUUGCUUAUUCUCGAUACCUGCGGCUCCUCUACAGCUCUCAUUCCUCGCUGGUCACAAUCCGUGGCGCUGCCGCUUCUUUCCAGUGGCUCCGCUGCUGCAUGGUCCUCCUUACCAACAGCUGCAGGUGGGUUGUAUCGCUUGUGUUGGUGCACUGUCCGUCCAUGGCAGGCAGAGCCAGUGGCCCUCUGCGAUCAGGCAGAUCGCUUUACAGUUGACAUCGGCGGAUUGACCCUCCUCGGCCCAUCUCCGCUUCAUCAGGCAUACACUUGCGUGUCAGGGCAGCCAUGCGGUCUUCAUGGACUCACCGGUCUGCAUCUGACACCCGGCGAUACCAUUAUGAUACUCGACACCUGUGGCAACACCAAUUUCGCUUCCUCCCUCCUUGCCGCAGCUGGAUGGGACGGGCUAUUCUUCCGAUUUGCAGAUGCUGCAGAGGCAAGUAGCCAGUUGCAGGUCGCAAACACAACGCAGGUGCCAUUGUUAGAGGUGGCAGGAGGCCAAUACCGACUCUGCUGGUGCUCAGCGGCCACAGGCUCUGCUUGUUCAUCUGUAACAGAGCACCUGGUGGAUUUUGGGAAGCUACGUGUACUUGGACCUUUCCCCCUCCAGCAGCAACGGACCUGUGUGAGUGGCCAGACCUGCAUCUUCUCUUUGCAAGUUUGGGACGCUUCAGCACAAGACAGCCUGCUGUUGCUGGACACCUGUGGCUUGGACAGUUCCAUCCCCAAGGUACAGUCUACGCGGGGACAUUGUGGAAAAGCUUCCGUUGUAGGCACGGUGCCACUUCAGGAUUUCAAUGUUCUCCUGGACACAACUGCUGCAAGCGCAUCGGCAUGCCGUGUGCUGUGCGAUGCAAAUGUUGACCAUUCUCGUAAUGCGUCCUGUGUUGCUGCCAUGUACAAGGAUUCACUAAGCAACAUGAGCACAUCCGCAGACUCCCGUGCGGUUGGCUUCUGCCAGCUUUACUCGAUUUGUUCACUAGUGUCUGACGAAUCCUCAGAUUAUGUGGUGCUCACGCUUCCGCAGGCAAACAGAGAACAGAAUUCACCUCUGCCUUCAAUGCUCCAGCUCGGAAACGUGUCACUCUCUGGUGGAGCCCAGAUAGCCAUCGCGAGCUGGGACGAGCUCGUGUUUUCCAGUGCAGGUGGAAAUUUCCGCUUGUGUUGGUGUGCAGGUGGUCAGGUGUGCCAGACCCCGGCAGAUUUUGCACUGGAUGCUGGCUCCUUUACGCUGAUUGGACCCUUUGAGCUUGACAGCAGCCGCACCUGCAUGAGUGGAGUUAGCUGUGUCGUGGACGGCGUAGUGGGUGUAGGCUUAUCAGACGGAGAUCGUCUUCUUGUGCAGGACACCUGCGGUGCUUCAGUCUCAGGCGCGCAAUUGCACUUCUUGGCAGCCAACAGCACGGAAAUCAGCCGCAGGGCAGUUUCCUCCAACAAUGGUAGCAUCCAAGUCCUAAGCCUGCCCGGUGGUCAGUACAGAUUGUGUUGGUGUGCAGAUGGCUUUCCUUGUGUUGCAGGUCAGGUGGACAUCGGUGAACUUGUUGUGAGAGGUCCUAAGCCGGGCCAGCAUCGCACUUGCAUCGCAGGUCAGGUGUGUGAGAUUCCAGCUCUGCUGGGUCAGGCCCUGGAUAUACGUGACGGCCUGUUUGUGCUGGACACCUGUUCAAGGCCUGGCAAUCUGUUGCCCACCAUACAGAACUUCCCUGAUGCUGGCAAGCUGCUGGUAACCAGAACCAUGCAUGACGCUUCCUGGGCAUCUUCUUUUGUAGUGUCAGCAGCUGGGGGUGACUAUCGCCUGUGCUGGUGCGCGACCUCGGAUUGUGUUUCGGAGGACUUGCAAGCUCAUUUCAUUGAUGCGGGCACUUUGCACUUGCUUGGACCCAGUGUGCUUGGUGUGGCGAAGACCUGCGUUUCUGGUCGGGCCUGCGCCAUUCGGUACUCUGGCAACGACUUCUUCCAGACAGCGCACGGUUUCAGUGUGGGAGAUACUCUCCGGGUUUCAAGCACAUGCGGUGAGGCAUCACAUAUCCCUGGGUUCGGUGAUGGAACGGCAAUUGAUGUGACUGCCUCCGGUGCCCUCUUCUCCUGGGGCAGCGACGCUAUCUCGUCUGCUGCGGGAAGCUUCCGCCUGUGUUGGUGCGCUGCAGGCUUUGCUUGUGCAGGAGGCGAGAGCUUUCAAGUUGACGUUGGCAGGCUUCUGGUCCUCGGGCCUCCUUCGCUCACGAUGGAGCGGACUUGCGUCAGCGGCCUCACGUGCAGCUUCUCCUUGGAACCAGACUUUGACGAAACCAGUGGCCAGAUCAUGCUGUUGAGCACAUGCAGCCCAGAUCCCGAACAGGGUAGCCCGCCGCUGCGACCAGCCAUCGCUGGAUUACCUGGGGAUGAGAUCAAUGCAACCAACGAGUCAAGCCGAUAUGAGGUGAUACAUUGGGGCAUGGAUCAGUUUACCGGCCAUGGUGGCCAGUUCCGCCUCUGUUGGUGUGGUGCAUCUCGUUGUGGCUUGGUCGACAGUUUCCUUGUGGACAUCGGCUCGUUCACGUUGAUUGGCCCUGCCCCUUUGACACAAGACCGGACGUGUGUCAGCGGGCAUCCUUGCACUAUUGAAGGCUUACAAGGUCAGCACCUGUCUGCUUUUGACCACAUUAUGCUUCUAGAGACGUGCGCUGUUGCGCAGGGCCUUGCCCACGUGUUUACAUCUGAUAUGUCCAACUCCAGCCUCAGCAGGGAUGGCCUGACCGCAAAGUGGGUCUUGGAGAAGAUUUCUUUUGCCGGUGGGCAAUAUCGAAUCUGCUGGUGUUCUUCUGUAGGCCCAUGCUCCACAGCAUCGGAUUUCAGUGUCGAUGCUGGCAGCUUGCUCAUCAUUGGACCAUCACCGCUGGACCAGAGGAGGACAUGCAUCAGUGGAGAUCGCUGCCCUGGUUUCUACAUUCAUGGCCAAGAUCUGUCGCAGAAUGGCACUGUGCGAAUUCUUGAUACAUGCGGCAUCGACACAACGUCAGAAGGGUGGCCUCAGGCAAACACAGUUUCUCUCGGAGACCCUUCUACCAUCCUGCUUGAGUUUGGAAAGCCAAUUGCGGCUGCGGCUGGAGCGUACCGUCUCUGCUGGUGUCAGCCGUUGCAACACGAAUUUGAGAACUCUACCACGUUCUGUGCUUUGCAUUCCCAGCACAUCGUCGACUUUGGCCAAGUUACCCUACUAGGGCCAGCUCUUUUGCAGCACCGCACAUGUGUGGCCGGCCAGCGCUGCGUGCUUGAAGACCUCCACCUGGGCGCAAGUGUUGUGAUGCCACAAGACACCGUGAUGGUUCUGGACACUUGCGCCCAUAUCUCACCUAUUGCUGGAUGGCCUGAAGGUGGUGUUUUCUCAAGCCUGGAAGCCAGCGGCGCCCGGCUGAGCUUUGGUGCAUCCACUGUCACAGCAGCAGCUGGAUAUUAUCGACUUUGCUGGUGCGCAGACGGUCAGUGCAGGGAUGGCGGCGAGGCCUUUGUGACUAUUGGGGAGAUGUUCUUCCUUGGGCCGCUGCCCUUGCAACAGGACAGGACAUGCCUUAGUGGACAGAUCUGUGACCUGGGAAACAUUCUUGGACUGGGACUGGAUCCCUACAAAAUGUCCAGUGUGUCGGGGUUCCAGUUCUUGCAAGACCGUACCACAGGCCAGUAUGAUGUCAAGGACUACUUUGUGGAGGUCUCCUAUGACUUUGCAGCUUCAAAUCCAUCCGCGGCCACCUGGACGGCGGUUGCAUCGUGCGCUGCGGAACAGGAGGUCACAUGGCAGAACUGCACGUGGCCAUCGACUUCUGCACCUUUUUGGCGCUGGCGCAUCACACAAACCUGGGGAUUGAGUACAGACCCUCCAAAGCCUCGGGAAGUGCAGUUUCUCAGCUAUGCACAAGACCGAUUGGCUUCGUACGCAAGCUUCACACGGUGGCCUUCUGAUUUCUCCGAGUCCUGGAUUGUCGCUGCAAGUGCGACUGGAACUCCACAUCAAGACUUGUCGAACCCUCUCAGCCCAAUAGUUUAUGGACCGGAGAAUCUGAUGGAUGGAGAUCUGACAGACGACUCGCGCUGGUGGCCAACAGGUGGUAGCACUGAAUGGUCGGUUGUUUUUGACCUGCGGCAGACAGAUAGCCUUGCCAUUUUAGACACCUGCGCAGUGGCUUUUGCACCCCAUCCUCAUGGUUCCGUGACAGCACUUACAAACCCAGCAUCCUUUCCAACUUACGGAAGUACACUGCUGACAGCUGCUGGUGGCAUGUACAGGUUGUGCUGGUGUAGCCGUGGCUUUGACUGCAGCUUGCCCACUGCAUUCGCAGUUGACGUAGGGGCACUUUGGAUGCAAGGCCCAGAACCAUUGUCACAGCACCGGACGUGUGUGUCAGGUCAGCCAUGUGUAAUUGAAGAUAUCAACGUACAGGGUGCAUCGGGCGUGCUUCAAGUUCUGGACACUUGUGGUCAGGGCUUUGCAUAUUCUCAGCUAUACGGAUGGUCAGGCACCUUCACGCAGUGGAAUGAGACAGGGACGGUGCUACCAAGGCUCUUGCUGGACACGGGCUUUCUGACCACAGCGGGUGGUUUGUAUCGUUUGUGCUGGUGUGCUUCACUUGCAACAUGCGAUCAUCCAGAUGAUGUGCGGGUGGAUGUUGGCUCAUUCGAUGUUGUGGGUGUGAGCCCGCUCCAGCAGGAUCGAACUUGUGUAAGUGGCCAGACAUGUUCUUUCGACGGGGUCACGGGCCGCUACCUGAGCUCAUCGGAUCAGCUUCUCAUUUUGGAUACCUGCGGUCAAGCAGUACCCUCGGAGUUCCUCCCGAGCAUUUCCCUGGCAGUAUCAAUUUCUGAUCCAACGGCCUCCUGGUCGGAUCGGACUCUAAAAGCCACCACAACACCCGCUCUUGUCAUCGGCCAGGGGGCAGAGUACAGGAUUUGCUGGUGCGGAGGCGGAUUCGAAUGCACUUCAACUCAAGAUUUUCGCACAGACGUAGGGCGCUUCAGCAUCGUUGGACCGUAUCAGCGGCAGUCUCGGACCUGUGUUAGUGGGCAGCAAUGCAGUCUGGGCGGAAUACAAGGAAACCUCCUAUCACCCUCGGACGGCCUGCUUGUUCUCGACACUUGCGGAGUUCAGGUCUCAAUCCCACGCCUACCCAACGCGGGUCGCAUGGAGGUAUCCCUGACAUGCCAGUGUGCUGCAGCAACUGGUGACUCUGACAUGGAUGGCGUACCAGAUUGCUUGGACGAGUGCCCCUUCGAUUCAAACAGGACAACGGUAGGCGUUUGCGGAUGCGGUGUUGAUGAUGUCGACUCCGACCUCGAUGGCGUGCCUGACUGUUUGGAUCAUUGCCCGCAAGAUCCAACCAAGUCCAAGUCAGCUGGAUUGUGUGGAUGCAAUGUGCCAGAGACAGACUCAGACCUGGACGGCACCCCAGACUGCCUGGAUCUUUGUCCACUUGAUGCAAAUAAGCAGAGGCCUGGUAUUUGCCCAGGCCCAGAGUGGCUGGCCAUGCAGAGCAUGUCCACACACCAGUCUUCCACGCAACUCAGUAGAAUGUCUCACCUUGCCGUCGAUGCCUCAACGAGCGCAAAUUUCUUCCAUGGCAGCUGCACCCUCACGAACGCCGAAAGUAACCCAUGGUGGUACGUGGACUUAGGCUAUCUUUUCGAUGUGGAGAUGUUGAGGAUUACGCCAAGAACAGACUGCUGCGACACCAGUCUCGUAGGUGUGGAGGUCUGGACAACGCCCAUCAGCGCCCUGGCGUACAGCGAUGGGGUGAAAUGUGCGACCAUCACGAUACAACCCCCUCUUCCAGCUCUUGGUGAAGAGGCGCCGGUCAUCGACGUACCUUGCCAGGCGCAAGGCCAGUUGAUCUGGUUGGUGCUUCCGGGAACUGUAGAGCUCUCCCUUUGUGAUGUUAAAGUCUUUGCUGAACCGGCUGUCAGCAACUCAUCGAUUUUCCCGGGAAUCAGUGGGACGCAUUACGAAUCUACCAGCAACUGUUUGAUUUCCGGCCUGGGCAGCGCCUGUGGCUGUGGGCUAUUGGACACAGACACGGAUGGUGAUGGUGUGCCGGACUGCAUCGAUCAGUGCCCCAACGAUCCCUUGAAGUCUCUUCUGGGAGUAUGCGGCUGUGGUGAACCUGAGGAUGAUUCGGAUGUGGAUGGCGUGCUUGACUGCGUCGACCAGUGCCCCCAGGAUCCAUUGAAAACCAGAGUCGGUAUCUGUGGCUGCGGGGUGCCUGAUACUGACGAUGACUCGGAUGGUACUCCAAACUGCAAUGAUAACUGCCACGGGCUGCAAGACUCGCUAGGUCCUGGAAGUAUUCCCUGUGGCUUCAUCACAGGCCUCGACUCUGAUAAUGAUGGCACGCUUGACUAUCAGGCCCCGAGCGUCACCUCCCUGACACCGGCACAAGCCAAACUCCCUUCUGAUCCAUCGAAGACCAGUCCUGGUCAGUGUGGCUGCCAAGUUGUUGAUGCCGAUGGAAGCCCCACGGCCAUCAUCACCAUCAACACAGGCCUUACAGAGCUAGAUUCUGACGCAGAUGGUGUGGCAGAUUGCCUGGAUCAGUGCCCCAGCGAUGCCGCCAAGACCGUGCUCGGAGCCUGUGGCUGCGGGCUGCCAGACACGGACACAGACCUCGAUGGCGUGCCAGAUUGCAUUGACCAGUGCCCAAACGACGCCAACAAAGUCUUGAUAGGGGCAUGCGGCUGUGGCUUGCCGGAUGUGGACUCUGACAAUGACGGUAUGCCAGAUUGUUUAGAUCGUUGUCCAAACAAUGCAAAUGUCAAUGCUAUUAGCGCUUGUGGUUGUGACGACACGGACAAUGACGGGGAUGGCGUAUUUGAUUGUGUAGACCCAUGUUCUCAGGAUGCGCAGAAGACGACAGCCGGGCGGUGCGGUUGCGGCGUAGCAGACACAGACAGUGAUGGAGAUGGUGUACCAGACUGCUAUGAUGCCUGCCCCGGUGCUCCUGAUGUUGCACGAGACGGCCUCAACCCAAGUUUCGAUAGCUUUGUUACCUCUGCAGGAGGCACAUACAGCCUGUGCUGGUGUUCAGCUGGCUUUGACUGUUCCACCCAAGAGGCUUUCAUCGUUAGUGUGGGCUCGCUUACAAUCAUUGGGCCGUCUCCAUUGUUUCAGCAUCGGACCUGUGUUGCAGGCCAGGCUUGCCAUGUCAAUAGCCUGGAAGGUACUUACCUCCAUGCGCAGGAUCAAGUUGCCGUUCUUGCUACCUGCGGCUUGCUGGCAGAGGUCGCCGGCAUGCCAAACAGUGGCUGGUUCACUUCAAACCUCACGGUGCAAGGCCUUGGCUUUGAAGGUACAAGAGUCACAGGACAGGGUGGACAGUAUCGCUUAUGCUGGUGUGCCUUUGACCAAGGCUGCACAAAACCAGAGCAAUUCCGGGUUGAUCUUGGCCAGUUCCAGGUCAUGGGGCCAGCGCCCUUGGAGCAAGGCUGGACUUGCAUCAAUGGCCAAACAUGCAGCUUGGACUCUGUGACCGGGGUAGACUUGGCGGAAUAUGACCGGGUGGUUGUGAUGGAGACCUGCAUGGUAAACCAGGUGGGGCGCUACCCAUGGACGGUGCUGCCACUGGCAGCCACAGCCAGCGGGACAUCCUACCAAUUUGCACCCGAGCUUCUUACAGCAGGUCAGUAUCGUCUUUGCUGGUGUGCAACAGGCAUGAGCUGCAGCACUUUCGAGGACUUUGCGAUUGACGUUGGAACUCUGAACUUGGUAGGGCCAUCGCCAUUGCAGCAAGACCGAACAUGUGUGGCGGGACAGACCUGCAACUUUGAAGGCUUCUCUUCUUUCGGAGAUGCUGGCAUGGGCACAAUCUGGAUCUUGAGCACCUGUGGUAGUGACGGCGAUCAGGUGGAACGUCUGCCACAAGGGGGGCAGCUCAUUGGCCGGGCCCCGAGACCAUCCUGGGGUUGCAGCGCAUCCGCAGAGGAUACUGACGGAGAUGGUCAGCCAGAUUAUUUGGACUCAUGUCCGCUGGAUGCCCUGCAGAAUGUAGCUGGCCAGUGUGGAUGUGGGGUGAUUGACAUGGAUUCUGAUGCUGACGGCACUCUGGACUGUUUUGAUGCAUGUCCAAGUGAUCCAGCAAAAACAUCUCCUGGUACAUGCGGCUGCGGGACCAGCGAGGUUGAUUCAGAUUUGGAUGGAACGCCGGAUUGUUUGGAUCGGUGCCCAGCAGACAUAUCCAAAGUAGUUCCUGGAAUCUGUGGCUGCGGGCUUGCUGACACAGAUGACAGCGACGGCGACGGUGUGCCAGAUUGUGUCGAUGAGUGUCCAGGCCUCCCAGACCAGACCCCACCUGUUUGUGGCUGUGUGGCCGCCAGCGCCGAUGAUGACGCUGACGGGACGAACAACUGCUUUGAUGGCUGCCCACUGGACCCAGCUAAGAGUGCCCCAGGCGCGUGCGGCUGCGGUGUGGCAGACACAGAUUCGGAUGCUGACGGAACUCCAGACUGCAUCGAUGGCUGUCCGUCGGAUGGUGCAAAGACAGCUCCAGGUCAGUGUGGAUGCGGAACUGCUGAUACUGACAGCGAUUCAGACCUCGUUGCAGACUGCAACGAUCUCUGCCCUUCUGAUAGCAGCAAGAUCAUUCCUGGGAAAUGCGGAUGUGGCAUGACAGAUGUCGACUCCGACAACGAUGGUGUACCUGAUUGCCACGACAGGUGCCCGGGCUUGCCUGAUUAUCGGCCGGCAGAGCCUGUAUCGGCAUACACCUUCGGAAGUUCAAGAGUGUCCAGUGCUGGAGGACUUUAUCGUCUAUGCUGGUGUUCACCUCAUGUGGAUUGUCAGUCUCAAGACAAAUUUGCAGUCGACGUGGGUUCAUUAACCAUUGUAGGACCAAGCCUUUACCAGCAGCGCACAUGCGUAAGUGGCAGAAGAUGCCGUUUUGGCGGUAUGGAUGGCAUCUUCCUGGCAGCAGAUGACCACGUCCUAGUGCUUGACACAUGUUCCCUCUUGCCAGAGAUGGAGCUCAACAUAUCCGUCUGGCCCCAUUUGGAGCUGGAGCUCAGCAGAUACAACAGCUCGGGUCUGGCUGCUUUCAGAUCAGCCGGGGCAUUGCAGCUGGCAGGAGGCAGCUAUCACUUAUGCUGGUGCGCAGGCAGCUUUGCUUGCGCCAGUUUAGCUGAGUUCAGUGUUGACUUUGGCAGCAUCACGGUCAUUGGUCCGAGGCCGCUGCAUGAGCAGCACGCGACUUGCUUCACAGGACAUACCUGCGAGAUACAGGAGAUAUCGGGCAACUACUUCGGUGAUGGUGAUGGGCUCAUGUUGCUUGAGACAUGUGGCCUGGCAGACAGCAUGGACAAUCCCAGCCUGACAUCGUUUCAAACGUUCCUGGACGCACCGAGCUCUGUUGGUGCCUUUGGGGAGGGUGCGUCGACGUUGUCAGCCUUGUCGUCAAUAACGAGUUCGGCAGGAGGCAUUUAUCGCUUGUGCUGGUGUGCGAAUGUGACGGUGGAUGCAACACCUUCAGAGUGUGGUGCCGAUUUAGGCGCACUUUAUCUCCUGGGGCCCAGGCCUCUUCAACAGGACAGGACCUGCGUUGCUGGGUCGUCUUGUUUAUUGAACGGUAUCACUGGGAUCGAGCUCUCAGCUGGUGACCAACUGCUGGUGCUGAGCACCUGCAAUCUGGACUUGUCGCAGAAGCGAGCAGAGACCGAGUACUUCGUGUCAGUCUCGGGCGCAUGGCAGGUGGCCAGGGGAGGCUCUGCCUUUAUGCUGGCCACGGAUGUCACCCGUCCCAGUGGUGGCAGUUACAGGCUAUGUUGGUGUGCCACGCCGUGUACCACGCUAUCACAUUACUCUGUGGACUUUGGAGAGCUGACGGUGCAAGGGCCAAUAGCCUUGAGGCAACAGCAUCGGACCUGCAUCUCCGGACAGGUCUGUGCUUUGAGUCCGAUUGAAGGGUGGUUUUUAACUGCCGCAGACAGCUAUCUACUCCUCGACACUUGUGGAGACAACGUGAUCGUCCCUGGUAUGCCAGACUCAGGCGGCUUCACCAGCUCGGCACUUUCCGCUCCUGGAGGUGUGAAUUCUGCAAGGACAUUCGUAAGUCUGUCGCUUGCCAAAGUUUCAGCAGCUGGAGGCCUCUACCGAAUCUGCUGGUGCGCUGGUGUUGCAUCAUGUCAUGACACAGCAAGCUUUGAUGUGGACGUAGGCCAGAUACAAAUCAUGGGUCCACAGCCACUUGAGCAAGACCGGACUUGUGUCUCUGGACAGCCCUGCUUGCUAGAUGGCCUCAGCGGGGUUGCGCUUCAUGCUGCCGAUCGGUAUUUCAUUCUGGACACAUGUGGAUCAUCACCCGCCCCACCAAGAUUUGCAGGUGCCGGAGUUGAUGAGUUCAACUCAUCGCUUCGCUUGAGCGAAUCCACCGUUUCUUGGGGGUCGGUACCCGUGACCGCGCAAGGAGGCUUGUACCGCAUCUGUUGGUGUGCAGCAGGCCAGGUCUGUAGUGCUGCUGAAGAUUUUGCCAUAGACAUGGGCCGCCUGACUUUGAUUGGGCCGGUGCCACUCGCAACCGGGGCCACAUGUGUGGCAGGCCGUACAUGCUCGAUCACUGGCAUCUCGGGCGAGUUUCUGAGUACAGGCGAUAUGGGGAUCCUACUCGAUACGUGUGGGCUACCAGCAACAACAUUUGGCUUGGAUACCAUCCCAAGCACAGGCAUCUCCAUGACCUAUGAUGGGACUGGCCUUCGGUUUGAGGGUAGCGGCCCUGUAGCCAUCCCUCUGACAGUCCCUGGCGGGGAGUACCGGAUCUGUUGGUGUGCCAAUGGCUUUGACUGCUUGCUGGCGGAGAACUUUGUUUCAGACAUCGGCCAGCUCACCGUGAUUGGACCAAGUCCACUGGACCAGCACCGCACGUGCGUGGCAGGUUCAGCCGAUGUUGCCAUGGUCCUGGACACAUGCGGUACCUCCGAGGACUUUGGUGUGAUGAUACCCCGCUUCCCCGUGACUUCGCCUAUUCUGGCUGAAGAGGCAUCUGUUGGAAUCACAACAUCCAUUUUGGUGGAAUGGAAUUACACAGUGACAUCGUACGGCGGGCAGUUCCGCCUAUGCUGGUGCACGGGUAGUCCAUGUGAACUUGUCGAGCACUUUGCAGUGGAUCUGGGGAUGUUCUUUCUGCUGGGCCCUGCCAUUCAGAAUGACCAGGACAGAACAUGCCUUGCGGGACAGACUUGCACCAUUGAUGACUUCAGCGGUGCUUUCCAAAUCAGCGACACAAUCAUGAUUUUGGACACUUGCGGUGUCAUGAGCUGGCCUUCAGGCUUGCCUUCAGAUGGCAGGCUUUUAGUGUCGGCUAGCGGUAGCAAAGCUUCCUUUGGCAGCGUUCCACUUUCUGCUCAAGGCGGAGAGUACCGGCUUUGCUGGUGCGAGGGAGACUGUCAGGUGGCGGCUACUGACAUUGGCCGGCUAAGUGUCUAUGGUCCACGACCGCUGUACCAAGACCGGACUUGUGUGUCAGGCCAGGAGUGUGUCGCUGAUGGCCUGCGUGGUUAUGGCUUCAGCUCAGCAGACAGCUGGGCUGUCCUCGAUACAUGUGGGGUCUCCGUUGUGAAUCGCUUCGUCAAUGCUGGCAUGUUCUCAUCGAUCACGGCCAGUGGAACUGUUAUUUCUUUCGGCGCUCUCGUUUCUACAGCUGGCGGUGGUUUCUAUCGACUCUGUUGGUGCGCUGCUGGAGCAAUAUGCAACACCGCAGAGCAUUACAAGGUGGAUGUAGGAAGCUUCGUGCUUAUAGGGCCAGCAAGCGAGUCGAGCGAGUCGAUUAGAACAUGCUUCAGCGGCCAGACGUGCAGCAUGACAACCCCUUUCGGGACACUGCUUUCUGCAGAGGAUUCCUAUAUGAUUUUGGAUACCUGUGGCAUUCCUGGCAUCAUUCAGGGGUUGCCAGACGCCGGCUUUCUCUCUCUCCUCCCUGCUGCUGAAGACAACACAACUUGUGUUGGGGGUGUGUGUGAGCUGACUUUCGGCACAACACUUGUCACGGCUGCUGGUGGCCGGUACCGGCUGUGCUGGUGUGCAGCGGGCCAUGCCUGCAGCACUGAGGAAGACUUCAAAGCGACCGUGGGUCACUUUGAGCUCGUUGGCCCUUUCAGCUUGCCUCUCGGGAGAACCUGUAUUGCUGGACAAACUUGCUUGGUGGAUGGGAUUGCAGGUAAUGGCCUGGUAGACCUGGACUCCCUGGCGCUCUUGGACACGUGCGGCAUGCGCAACAUCAUCGCCCAGACGCCCACCACAGCUCAUAGUUCCGGAGCAUCCUACAUCUUUACGCAGCCUGUCACCGCUGCUGGAGGCACGGGUCGAAUCCAAUCAGCUUUGGAUUCCUAG
Molecule: messenger RNA, 16230 nt
Organism: Symbiodinium pilosum
Lineage: Eukaryota; Dinophyceae; Suessiales; Symbiodiniaceae
Source: the annotation of a GenBank genome assembly